AUGUCAGAUAAAAAGAAGAAAGGUUCAAAGAAGGGAGGUAAGAAGAUUGACCCAUUCACCCGUAAGGAAUGGUACUCUGUUAGAGCCCCAACUGUUUUCUUCCCACCAGCAGCUGCCAACUCUAUUGGUUACACCCCAGUCAACAAGACCAUGGGUACCAAGCUUGCCUCUGAUGGUUUGAAGGGUCGUGUCUUUGAGGUCUCACUCGCUGACAUGAAGGGUGAAGAAUCACAAGUUCACCGUAAGAUCAAGCUCAGAGCCGAUGAAGUCGACGGUAAGACUGUUCUCACCUCCUUCUACGGUAUGGAUUUGACCACCGAUAAGGCUCGUUCACUCGUUCACAAGUGGGUAACCAUGAUCGAAGUCUACGUUGACGUCAAGACCACCGACGGUUACUCCCUCCGUGUCUUUGCUGUCACCUUUACCAAGCGUGCCGAUUUCCAAGUCACCAAGACCUCGUACGCCAAGACUUCCAAGGUCAAGAAUAUCCGUAAGAAGAUGCACGAGAUCAUCAGCGCUAGCAUCGCCACCUCUGAUAUCAAUCAAGUUACCAAGAAGUUCCUUGAACAAACCAUCUCUGCUCAAAUCCAAUCAGAGUGCUCCACCAUCUACCCAUUGACCAACACUUUCAUCCGUAAGGUCAAGGUACUCAAGACCCCAAAGGUCGACGGUCGUCGUUUGAUGGAACAAUAUGCUGCCAGCAACUCCUAUGCUGCCCCAGCUGCUGCUGCCCCAGUUGCCACCGCUCCAGCCACUGAAGAAACCGGUAUCCCAGUUGAAACUGCCUAA
Molecule: messenger RNA, 789 nt
Organism: Cavenderia fasciculata
Lineage: Eukaryota; Evosea; Eumycetozoa; Acytosteliales; Cavenderiaceae
Gene: rps3a
Product: 40S ribosomal protein S3a
Exons: 2
Coding region: 1-789 (262 amino acids)
Biological process (GO): translation
Cellular component (GO): ribosome; cytosol
Molecular function (GO): structural constituent of ribosome
Source: RefSeq, a predicted model, not a curated record